Messenger RNA from Leishmania mexicana MHOM/GT/2001/U1103, 1473 nucleotides. RefSeq lists its product as hypothetical. The record is from RefSeq and is a predicted model, not a curated record. Lineage: Eukaryota; Euglenozoa; Kinetoplastea; Trypanosomatida; Trypanosomatidae. The transcript has a single exon. The coding region runs from base 1 to 1473 and encodes 490 amino acids.
AUGGAAUCGAAGGUGAUUACGUUGCUUACUUCACGGCCACUGUUGACCGUGGCUGAGGCGGCCAUGGAGCUUGGGCUGGCUCAUAGAGAAGUGCAACGGAUCUUCGCCUCCGUCGCUGCAUCACACGAGGGCGUCUACACACUACUGUCCAGCUCGGUCAAGGAAGCAGCCCACGGCAGCGCCACGGCGGUUGUAUUGCGCAAGGCAGAUCGCCUCGAGGAAGACGCCUCCGCGUACGCACUCCUAUCCUUGACAUACCCCACGAAUAUGUCAGCGUCGUCACUUCCGGUGCAGUUGCAUCCCUGCAGAGAGGUAUCGCUGCGCACGUAUCCAUUAGUUGCAAGGGGCGACAUGGAAACCCGCGCUGCCGCGACAGCUCCGCCUGUCGCCGCCGCUGUGCCAACGGCAACGGAGCUGACAAGAACAGAAGGCAUUAAACCUGCGGCGGCAUCGUUGUCUGUUGCUACUGCAGUCGCACUGACAAUACCCCCACUAGCGCAGGACGAACCGCCUCGAAGCACGCCGGCCCCUGCGACUGUGACACUUCCCAAGGAAGAGACGGCGGCGCGAACGCCGUCGCCGAAGCCGACUCUCUUCGAUAAGAUGAAGCAGGGGGCGGCGGCUACAAGGCGCCCUCGCACGGAGGAGGCGUCCUCUAAACCGCUGCGUCAACCAGCGAAACCGAAAAAAGUGGCGAAGACGGAGAACACGACGAGUUUGGCCAAGCUGGCGCGUGCGUCGAGGAGGAAGAGCGGUGGCCCCUCUGCAGCCGCAGGCGCCAGCACCGCGCCGUCCUCUGUGCGCUUUCUCGACGACGACGAGGAUGCGACGACUCACUUUGGCCAGAACGAGAGCAGCAGCAGCAGCCAUUCAGAGGCCAUCGCGAAGGAAGAGCUGCCCAUCUUUGACGUGGUCGAGGUGCCUGCCUCAAACGACGAGGUUAUCAUGUGUGACGACGCCCCACCGCUCGCAUUCCGCCCAGCAGCGCAGCGACUCUCUCCACUGAUACCAACUCCUACCAAGAAGGGGCCUCUGGCCAAGAAGGCGACCUCAGCCGCAGUGGCGGCAGAGACAGGUGCAGCACAGUGCAAGCUUAGCACCUUCUUCAACGUCGCUGUCGUCGAGUUCCAGAAAGCGUACGUGCGCGAGAUGCAGACGGAAAUGAAGGUGGAAAACGGCGAGUUUGUCUGCUGUGAUGUACCCCGUUACAAGCACAGCGCCACAGGAGAGGUGAUUAGUGAGGGCGAGUAUCACCAGCGCACCGCGGCGUUGGUCCGAAGCAAGUCGCAAGACUCCGCCGGAAGCACCCCGAAUCAGAAGUCCGCCGGCGCCUCUGUCGAGUCACCACCGUACCCGGCUGCAGCGCCGAAGACGGGUUCGCGAGGCACUCCACAGAGGUCGGCGACGCAAGAGAAAACGGCAGCGGCGCCGGCCAAGACGCUUCACUCCUUCUUCAAGACUUCCUCGACCUGA